CAGACAAUACUCCUUUGACGUGGCUUGCUAAACUCAAGUCUAUUGGGAAAUUUGAGCAACCGAAAGUAGGCGUACCAGCAGUCCAAGAUGUCGAAAGGAUUAUUCCUCAAAAGAAUUCCUCUCUAAAUUAACUUUAGCGAUAUAAAUCAACUACCUGCUCAACUAUUUCAAGUGGAGACAUGCAAUGUGUGAACUGAUAUUGAAAGAAAUUUAAUCUUGGUCUCCAAGAAUCAGAAUGUUCUACCAACAAACCUGAAGACCAAAACAACUGAUGAGGAAAUCUAAAGUGCUUCAUAUUAAUUACCUCAACCAACCACGUUGAUGAACUGACCCUCUACUAGCAUACACAGAUGAUUUCACUGUGGUUUGCUGAUUCUUCUUUCUGGACUCCCUGCUCUCAAGUUUAAACCUACAGAGCUUGACGGCAUCACUCUGUCCAGAGAAAACCAAUGUGUCUAACAAUCCAGUACUUUAUCUAAUGUGUUGAAGAAGAGUUUAUGAAGUCUGGAGAAGAAACAUUUGCCUCUGCUUUCAAAUCAACCUCUCUUGCACCUUAUGUAAACAUGAUCAAUUUUGGGAUUGUUUUAUUAAUUGUUACUACGUUGAAUUUCAAACUGUGUUUCAGUGCGUGUGCUCGUGCUGAGUAUGAGAUAAAUGGAGAAUGCUGCCCCAUGUGUGCACCAGGAAACCGUGUUCGUUGGCAUUGUACUGAAGAUACAAGUACAACUUGUGUUCCAUGUUCUGCAUUAACUUACAUUGAUGAACCCAGUGGGUUAGAUAAAUGCUUUCCCUGCUCUGUUUGUGAUGACCAACAAGGACUAAGAGUAAAGAGAAGCUGCACACGCUCUACAGAUACUGUUUGUGAGCCACUGGAAGGAUUCUACUGCAUUCAGCAAAACAAAGGCAGCUGUAGAUUCGCUGUCAAACACUCUGAAUGUGAUCCUGGACAAUAUAUCAGACAAGCAGGAACAGCAUUUACUGAUACUGAUUGUGGUAACUGUACUGAAGGCACUUACUCUAAUGGGUCUUUCACAACCUGUCAACCACAUUCAAUAUGUGAGACUAAAGGCCUUAAAGAAAUAAAACCAGGAACAAUGUCAUCCGAUGUGGAAUGUGGAAAAUCAGUUCCAGUUAGUAUCAUCAUUGGAGUCGUUGUAAUCAUUGGUGUUUUGGUUACUGCUGUUGUUGGGAUCAAAAUAUAUUGCAAUUUAAAACAGAAAAAACAACCCCCUGACAGAGAUACAAAUGACUCAUUACCAAUACAAGAGAGUAAUCCCACUGUGGCGGAAGAGAGACCAACACCGGAGGGUGCCUGUGAACCAGUAGACCUAAGUCAAAAUGAAGCUAAAUCACCAGACUCUAUGACUUCUUUUAUAACCAGAAAUAGUAGUGAUAUUAAUGACUCUGAACCUUCUACCACAUUGCUCUAUAAAGUAGAAAAAUCUCCAAAUCACAUUCAGAACAAGCUUCACAGCAGAAUACAGACAUCAGAUCUCUCUUUCCCUUACCAUCCAAAGGAUUCUGAUCUGGAAUCGAAAGCUGACGUGAUCCUGACAAAGGAAAAGUAUUCAGCGCAAAACACUAUAGUGACUUUAUAAAGUGUGUACAUAAUUAUAAAGAUAUAUAUUCAAUUAAA
Molecule: messenger RNA, 1636 nt
Organism: Megalobrama amblycephala (Wuchang bream)
Lineage: Eukaryota; Metazoa; Chordata; Actinopteri; Cypriniformes; Xenocyprididae
Product: tumor necrosis factor receptor superfamily member 14-like
Exons: 10
Coding region: 498-1598 (366 amino acids)
Biological process (GO): negative regulation of alpha-beta T cell proliferation; signal transduction; defense response to Gram-negative bacterium
Cellular component (GO): external side of plasma membrane; membrane
Molecular function (GO): transmembrane signaling receptor activity; protein binding
Source: RefSeq, a predicted model, not a curated record